AUGCCACCGAAAAAAUCUAACCUCAACAACGCGAGCAGCAAAGGGUCACGACGUGUUGAAAGAGCUCAGCAAUUACCAGAACAAAUCGAAACAAGAAAUGCAGCUCAAAGAAUCAGGACUGCAGAAAGUCGUGCACAAGAAUCUCAAGAACAGCGUGACAAACGUCUGCAACAGAAUAUUACGAGAACAAGAGCGGCACGAGAACGAAACAUAGCUACAGUACGAGUACUAGAUCGACAAAGGCAACGGAUCAGCCGCUCAUUAACACGUGCAUCAUUCGUUCGGCUUGCCUUUGAAUAUGCACCAGAUAUUAACUACUCAGCGCAUUCAAAAAUUGCUAUCGGUGGAAUGGAUAAAGUAUGUCAAUAUUGUCAGGCAUUGAAAUUUCGGAAUGACGCAGCCGGCAUGUGCUGCGCAUCAGGAAAAGUUGUGCUGUCACCUCUACCCGCUCCGCCGGAGCCUUUAUUAUCCCUUCUUACUGGCAAUUCAGAUGAUUCCAAAUUAUUUUCGCGUAAGAUACGCAAAUUUAAUUCUUGCUUCCAAAUGACGUCAUUUGGGGCAACUAAAAUUUGCGAUCGUGCAUCCGAUGGACGUAAUUUUGAAACUACAUUCAAAAUUCAAGGCCAGGUGUACCAUAAAAUCGGAUCACUGAUGCCAAUGCCUGAUAACAAUCCGAAAUUUCUUCAAAUUUAUUUUAUGGGCGAUUGUGAAGAGCGCGUGACGACUCGGUGCCUGUAUAAUUUUAUUGAACAAGCAGAGGAAAGAGCAAUUGUGAUAUUAUUGGAAAAUUUUUUAGAAGAUCACAAUCAACUAAUUCAAUUGAUCAAAAGAGUUUCGCCACGACUGCAAAAUGACAAUUAUCAAAUCGUCAUAAAAGCCGACAAAGUACCAUUAGGUGAACAUGCUGGUAGAUUCAACGCUCCAACUGUUGAUGAGGUUGCUGUUAUCAUGGUUGGUGAUCCAGUUGACAAAAGAUCUAUAAAAAUUACACGGCGAGACAACACUGUCAGUACGAUUUCGGAUCUACACCGUUCAUAUGACGCACUACAAUAUCCAUUGAUAUUUUGGCAAGGACAAGAUGAAUAUCACCUUAAUAUCAAACAGUAUGAUCCAAAUACCGGUAAAUUUGACAAUUAUCUAUUUACUUUCUUACUAAAUAAUAAAGUUAGCUCAAUGAACUACUACGCACACCGAAUAAUGGUUAGACAACAUCAAGACAAUUAUAUCCUUCGAUAUCGUCAGCUGUUCCAUCAAUACAUUGUUGAUAUGUAUGCUAAGGUCGAAAGCGAACGCUUGCGAUUCCUUCGAUUCAACCAGGCAAAACUACGAUCGGAAGAAUAUAUUCACUUACGAGAUGCUGUUGCUGGAAACAUCGAUGGAAAUUUAAAUCCCAAUGACAUCGGUAAUGCUUUCAUUUUACCUUCAAGCUACAUCGGGAGUCCACGGAACAUGCAGGAAUACAUACAAGAUGCGAUGACUUACGUACGUCAUUACGGCCGACCGGAUUUAUUUAUUACAUUCACAUGUAAUCCGAAUUGGGAAGAGAUACAAACUUUACUAUUGCCAGGACAACAAGCCAUUCAUCGUCAUGAUUUAAUUGCACAGUGGCAAAAGCGAGGUUUGCCUCAUGCCCACAUUUUGGUUUGGCUUAAAGAUAGAAUCCGUCCUGAAGAAAUCGAUCAAAUAAUUUCAGCCGAAAUUCCAGACCCAUUAAUUGAUCAAGAAUUAUUUGAUAUUGUCACCAAACACAUGAUCCAUGGGCCAUGCGGUGCUUUCAACAUGACGUCACCGUGCAUGGAAAAUGGAAAAUGUAAAAAAAACUUCCCAAAGCCGCAUACGAAUGACACGAUCACGGAUAUUGAUGGUUAUCCAAUGUAUCGCCGCAGAAGUACUGAGAAUGGUGGCCACACAUUUACAAUGCGACUGCCGAACUUUCCAAAUCAAGUUGAGUUUGAUAAUCAGUGGGUGGUACCAUACUCACCACUACUUUCAAAAACUUACAAAGCUCAUAUCAAUGUUGAGCUUUGCAGUUCUGUUAAAUCAAUUAAGUAUAUUUGUAAAUAUGUAAACAAAGGCAGUGAUUUGGCCAUAUUUGAAGUACAAAACAUAAAUAAAAAUGACGAAAUAGCACGAUACCAAAUGGGCAGAUACAUUAGCAGCAAUGAAGCUAUUUGGCAUAUUCUCAGCUUUCCCAUCUACGAAAGAGAUCCUGCUGUCCAACAUCUGGCAAUACAUCUUGAAAACGGUCAACGUGUAUACUUCACUGAAGAAAAUGUUCUCCAAAGAGCGUUCAAAGCUCCGAAAACGACUCUAACUGAAUUUUUUACAUUGUGUCAAAAACCUGAUGUUUUUGGCCAAUUCGCGAAGACAUUGGUGUAUGGUGAUGUUCCACGUUAUUUCACAUGGAACAAAUCCAGUAAAAAAUGGGAGCCACGGAAACAAGGAAAACCACAUCCUUCCAUUACAGGCAUAUUCAAAGCUAAGACAUUGGGGAGACUUUACACGGUACAUCCAAAGCAACGUGAGUGCUUCUAUUUACGUUUAUUAUUGGUGAAUGUUCCCGGACCAACGUCUUUUGAAUUUUUACGAACAGUUAAUGGUCGAGUAUUCAAUACAUACCAGGAUGCAUGUCGUGAACUGCAAUUGCUAGAAGACGAUAACCAUUGGGACUUAACGCUUGCUGAUGCUGCGUUGACAUCAACACCGAAUAACAUUCGUCUGUUGUUUGCAAUUAUUUUGACGUCAUAUUAUCCCUCGCAAGCACAAACUUUGUGGGAAAAAUAUAAAAAUUGUAUGACAGAAGACAUCUUGCACCGAAUUAGACAAACAAAUCAAUGCCAAAACAUAGAUUAUACACCAGAGAUGUACAAUGAAGCAUUGGUCUUGAUCGAGGUUGCGGAGCGCGCAAAAGCGCGUCCGAAUCCGUCAACAGUCCAGCCUCGAAUCCUCUUCCUCAUAGAGAAGUACCCGCUUCUUCCUUCGUUGAAGUUGGUGGCGCUAGUCUUCAUUUCCAUUGGAAUUGAUCCCCGUCGAUAG
Molecule: messenger RNA, 3036 nt
Organism: Cotesia glomerata
Lineage: Eukaryota; Metazoa; Arthropoda; Insecta; Hymenoptera; Braconidae
Exons: 4
Coding region: 1-3036 (1011 amino acids)
Source: RefSeq, a predicted model, not a curated record